Molecule: messenger RNA, 465 nt
Organism: Gaeumannomyces tritici R3-111a-1
Lineage: Eukaryota; Fungi; Ascomycota; Sordariomycetes; Magnaporthales; Magnaporthaceae
Exons: 1
Coding region: 1-465 (154 amino acids)
Source: RefSeq, a predicted model, not a curated record
AUGUGCUCAGCUACACCGUCCCGCGGGACGUCGGACUCGGCAGGCGCUAGUAUGCUAGGCCGGCGCGACGACGAGGAGACCGAGGGGCCCAAGGAGCCAAAGCCCGAAAAGCCCGAGCCCAAACAGCCGAAGCCCGAAAAGCCGGAGCCCAAAGAGCCCAAGCCCGAGAAGCCUGAGCCGAAGAAACCCGAGCCAAAGAAGCCUGAACCAAAAGAGCCCAAGGAGCCCAAAUCGCCAGCGGCGCCUCUCCCGUACCCCAAGCCCGCCCCAGUCCCAGUCCCGGUCUCGGUCCCGUACCCCAAGGCUGCUCCCGUUCCGGUUCCGGUCCCGUAUCCCGUCCCGGGAAAGCCCGUGCCCGUCCCUCCGCCUGUGCCGGCGCCAGGGUAUGGCCCGAAGGGUCCCGGCAAGGGAGGUCCUGGCAAGGAGGAUGGCGACGAGGAGGACGCUCUGACCUCCCAAACUUGA